GAAGGUCACGUGACUCCGUGCGCAUGCGCAGAGCUGCCGGCGGCGGUUGUCUGAGUGAUUUGAGUUUUCUGUUGGAUGUUUAGCAGCGUGUGUAGCUAUAAACAGAUUCUUCUAAUCAUUCACUUUAAUUUAUUCUCGCUUUCGCUUUCUGUUCGUGCUCUGCACUGGAUUCUUCGGAGCGCUAUGAGUCCAGCGUGUGAGGAUGGCGUCUGAAGACGGUCUGAUGUCUCCCGAGUCCAGCGUCACGUCGCUGCUGGCCACUUCUGGACUCCUGCAGAGCUCCUUGCGUCCGGAGCCCGUCCCCAGCAUCAAAUACAGAGACAGACACUACAUCUCUGCGUCAGAGGCGCUGGACGCUUACAUCACUGACUUCCAGAGGAGUCUGCGAGACGCUGAGACCACGACCGGGAAACUAGAGCUGCCCAAAGAGAGGACAAAACCUCAUCCCAGAAACAGAGACGUACUGAAGACGAGUCUGACAGAUGAAGAGCUGAUCUUCCUGAACAUUCCCGUCCGGAACAGAGACUCGGACCGGCUCAGUAUGACCACUGAUGACCUCCUGGCUCUCCCAGAUGACGGCUCUCUCCCCGUGACCCGCACCUCGGCCCUCCUCUCCCACUCUGGGAGCUUUCCGUUGGGAUUGAGCUUCAACUCUAGCUCCCGGUCACACUCCCGGUCCAUUAUGUCCCAUAAAAGCUCCAUAAGGCGUCCCAUCCCUGCGGAUGAUUUACUGAUGGACAGUUUGCGGUCACACCGUCAAGCUCCUCCCCCCAACAUGCCACCGACCAAUCGGGCGCUUCCACCCGACACGCCCAGAUCCAGUCAUCUCCCGCGCUGGAUGACCAGCCAGAAAUCCGAAAUGGAUUUUUCCGGGAUGACCAGCGUUCCUGAGCUGAAGUAUCCGGUGUGGCUGAGACAGUGUGACGGAUCCUCAGACGGCCAGCAGAGCGAUCGUCCUCUUCCUCCAGGAGUUCCUUCAUGGGUCGGAGACCUGGAGGAGUCCAGUGGAGAACGGCAGUCAGACACUAGAGGUCAGCGAGGUGUCAGAGGUCACGCAGGAGAUCCGUAUGGAUCCCAGUCCACCGAUCAGAGCAGUCUGAGAGAUCUGCGUUUACAGUUUGAGCAGAAACUCCAGGCAGCACAGAGAGGACCGGUUCAUGAAGGACCACUUUUCAAAGAUGAUAAGAUUGGUUCUCUGAUCUUCAGAGCCGAGCAGAUGUUAAACUCGUCUUCGUUUGCUCUCUGUGAGCCGGUGAAGGAGCACAACAGUUCAGGAGAUACGGAGGACGCUCUGGACGCGGACCGAUCCUGGGACAAUCCACCUGUGACGUUUAAAUCUCCAGUGCCAGUGGGUGGCGCUGAUGAACCUCCAGCACCUGAGGAACUUCAGCGGAGCAAGUCUGCAGCUUCCUGUUCAUCAGGAUACAGCAGCCGGAAGCAUCCUGGUCCGGUGGAGGCACUCAAACACAUGCUGUUCCGCCUGCAGGCCGUCGAGCACAAGAUCAGCCAAUCACACGCCACCACUGCAUCUUCAGCCGCACAGCUGGAGAGAGACACACCGGAGCCGGUUCCUCAGCAGGAAACAGAAGAAACUGAUCUGGGAAAUGUGGAGUCAUUACAGAGGUCAGGAGGAGCUCUUCAUCACCUGGACCGACUGAAAACACUUGUGGACGACAUGAACGAGAGGAAGGCCAGCGCAGAGGAUGAUGGGACAGAUUGUACAGACACUCCUGCAGCUAAUAUCACAGACUGGGCCAGAAUCAAUAAACGCUUGUGAAUCAGAAAUCACAGACUCUUAUUAUCCUACAGAUACAGAGGUUUCAUUGAUCAUAUUAGCUUAAAAAGCUGAUUGUGCUUUAAAGGAUCUUUAAAACUUCUUAAAAGAUAAAAAAUGUAAAUAAACUAUUGAGUGAAGCUGUUUCAAAGGGCACAUGCUUUUACCAGCAAUGAGUAGCAUUCGAUCUAAUCAGUCAAAAAAAGUGUGUUUACAUGCAGGUCACUUAUUAAUAUCCAAGUUCAUUUAAUCAUUUAGUUUUGCAAUGUUCUUGAUUGCUGACUGGA
Cyprinus carpio (common carp) is the source of this 2061-nucleotide messenger RNA. RefSeq names its product lung adenoma susceptibility protein 2 (gene cb21h18orf54). The record is from RefSeq and is a predicted model, not a curated record. Lineage: Eukaryota; Metazoa; Chordata; Actinopteri; Cypriniformes; Cyprinidae.